This is a messenger RNA of Jatropha curcas, 1312 nucleotides long. Its product is annotated as harpin-induced protein. Gene Ontology annotation, biological process: defense response to other organism. The record is from RefSeq and is a predicted model, not a curated record. Lineage: Eukaryota; Viridiplantae; Streptophyta; Magnoliopsida; Malpighiales; Euphorbiaceae. Gene Ontology annotation, cellular component: plasma membrane.
AUGUCACAUUAAUAUCACAGAAUAGAAACUUGACCUCAAAGUUAGAAAUUUUACAGAUUCUCCAAAUUUGGUCUCCCGUAAGCAUCUCCUCCUCCUCCUCUUUCUUCUUCUUGGUAGAUUGUACCUUUCUCCUCUGUUCUUUCUAUCUCUCUCACUUCUUUUUAUUUUCUCACUCCCUGACUGCAGAUUUCACACUUUCUCUUUCUUUCUGAUUCUUAAUUUUCAUUACAGUUUCUUCUGCAAUGUCUGAGAGAGUCUUUCCUUCUUCAAAACCCGCUGCCAAUGGCACUGCUGCCAAUGGCACAACCGCCCCCGCUACAAAUCCAACACCUACUGCUAACAAAUCUCAUCUCUAUAACCCCACUGCUCGCCCUCCUUACCGUCCACAGCCUCACAACCGCCGCCGCCGUUCUCGUAGUGGCCGGAGCAUUUGCUGCUGCUGCUGCUUCUGGAGUCUUCUUAUUCUCCUCUUGUUAAUUCUUAUCGCUGCAAUUGCCGGAGCUGCUCUUUAUAUUCUCUACCGCCCUCACCGACCGGAGUUCUCUAUCCCUUCUCUCCGCAUCCAUCGACUUAAUCUUACUACCUCCGCCGAUUCCUCCUCCUCUCACCUCUCUAGCCUCGUUAACCUCACUGUUAUAUCCAAAAAUCCCAACUCACAUCUCACUUUCUUCUAUGAUUCUUUCACUUUAUCGUCAUUUUCGAAUGAUGUGUUUCUCGGGAACGGGACGUUACCUGCUUAUAGCUUGAACAAGAAGAACGAGACUAGUUUUAGAAACGUUGUCGUUUCAGGCUCGAAUGAUUUGGACGCGGAGUCAGUUAAUACAUUGAGAUCGGAUCUGAAGAAGAAGAGCGGAGUGACGCUGAAGAUUGAACUGGAUACUAAAGUGAAAGUGAAGAUGGGCGGGCUAAAGACGAAGAAGGUAGGGAUUAGAGUUACAUGCGACGGAAUUAAAGGAGUAGUACCGAAAGGUAAGUCGCCGACGGUGGCCGUGACGACUGGUUCAAAGUGCAAAGUUGAUCUAAGAAUCAAGAUCUGGAAAUGGACUUUCUGAUUUGCUUAACAGUAAUCAGUGUUUGUUUUUUCUUUUUUAACUAUUGUUUUUAAAUAAUUUUUUCCAUUUUUUGGGGUUUGUAAACUUUUGGAGGAGUAUGAAGGGGGCAAUUAUGGAUUGGGGAAAGGGAAAUUGAGAUUGUUAUUUAGAUUAAGUGAAGAAUGAAAAACAAAACGGAAGUGUUGAAAUCAAGAAAUUUUUAUAUUUACUUCAUAUAGUUUGCUUUUACUCAUCAAUUAUUUGGAUCACCGACAUGGUAA